This is a messenger RNA of Trichoderma asperellum CBS 433.97, 1563 nucleotides long. RefSeq lists its product as uncharacterized. NCBI's taxonomy places the organism in Eukaryota, Fungi, Ascomycota, Sordariomycetes, Hypocreales, Hypocreaceae. The record is from RefSeq and is a predicted model, not a curated record.
AUGCUUCGGCGCAGCCGGCUGACCGCGCUGACACGCAGCGAUGUCGUCAAUCGCGUUAUUGAGAUUGAGCUGCCGCGGUAUGCCGUGAUGCCGCUGGACCGGUUCCAGAACAGGUCCGAGUACUGGACCCUUUCGCGCCAUCCCAGCUCUAUUCCCGGCGGCAGCUGGACCACCUUCAACUGGAGGACCAACGCCAUAGGCGUCAAGACCCAGCGCGUUGAGUAUGCCGAUCAAGUGCGCCAACCCCAGGUCGAGAUUGCCUUUGACGAGCUGGUGUCGUAUCUGCUGGAUCUAGGUGCUGUGCCAGAUCCCCAAGGCUGGAAAUUGCUGAGAUCCACAGGGCUGUGGACACCUGUGGGCUGCUCCCUGAUGAUGUCUCCCGAUGGAAGGCAAAAGGCCCUUACGAUAGCCCCGUUGGAUGAUUCGGAUGGGUAUUUGUCUCUCGCCGUGGCCUGGUCUAGCUCAUGGAUCACACGCGAUCACGCCCAUCUACCGCCAUAUUGGGUUCGCUUACCAUCGCCGGCAGGAAAGUCAACAGAGCCAGGGUCUACCGUCGGUGGCUCUCAGAAGAAGGAACAUGAGAAAAAGGCACCAAGCUCCAACGAAUAUCAAGUUCAGGCCCAGGAUGGGGGCACUAGUGAAACCGAUUCGGUCCAACUUCAAAUUCACUCUGACGUUAAGCACGACAUAACCUGCGAGAUAUCCCUAUCCGGGCUUGUUACAGCACUUAUCCAAAGUGAUAUCAACAGCAAUAGCACUCCUGAGGAUUUAUACAUCAACCACCUUCGCAUACAACCUCGAAAGUCAGAUGGCGUUUGGUUUGCCAGUGCUGCUACAGCCUAUGGAACUUCCAGUCAGACCAUCCUCUGGAACUAUAAAAUUCCAGACACCAUCCUGUCGUUCUCUAGAAAAGAGACAGUUCCGUGCGGCGUCCUAGUGUUACUGGGUAUGGUAGAUGAGUCGGAGACGCCUGAAUGGGCUACGAAAUACAAUGACUAUGGCGCUUCGAUAGAUACAUUUGCACAGAGGGGUCGAGAGCAGCGGGCGGCCAUGGAAGCAGAAGCGCGCAUGGCCCCUGCGCAACGGCAACAAGCCGUCAAUGACAGAAUGCGCAGAGAGACAGAACAGCGCAUGCAAGACAUGCGUGAAAAAAUGAGGACAGAUCAACAGCGACGUGAUAAACGGACCAUGGAAGCUCUUCAAAGUCCAAAAUGGGAUACGAAACUUGUCGCCGAUUACUCUUUGAAAUGGCUCAAGGCUCGAAAUAUCUGGGACGAAUCCUUGUCGGUCAAAGAAGUUGUCGGUUUCAUGCUGCAUCGCAUGAUUCGCGAUGGAGAGUUCACCUCUGUCCUCUGCAAGAUGCUGGACACUUGGAAAGCGUGGGCUGAUGUGGGAGGAAUGAAGACUGCUGAUUACCAAGCCAUCCGAGAUGAUUUAUCUACGUUUGCUGAAGCCACUUUGCUUAUUGCUUUGAUCAAGGAUACGUCGGAUGCUUUGGAGGGUACACUAGCGAUGGAUUUGCAGGAAUGUUUGCGUAUAUGGCACAAAGUGCGGCUUGGAUAG